Molecule: messenger RNA, 15481 nt
Organism: Porites lobata
Lineage: Eukaryota; Metazoa; Cnidaria; Anthozoa; Scleractinia; Poritidae
Source: the annotation of a GenBank genome assembly
UUGGUGGAUGUUGUGGCGAUUGCACACCAUGCGUCUUAGCCUCUGUUGAUAUUUUCUGCGGUAGAAUAGUAAGUAUUUGUCAUUUCUUGCUUUGCUUGCAUGUAGAUGGUUUGGAAAUUUGUUAGCACAUUAUGCCUUAGCCAUUUCUUUGCUAUGCACAGGUAGUUGAAUGAAUCACUAAUGUCCAUGUGCUUUCCCAGAUCGAGCUAAGAAAUGUUGCAUCGUUUGAAGGGAUAAAAGGUCGUUACGGGACCACUUCGGUGCCCUUUAUUGUAAUGCUGUAUUUAGAAAAUUAGUGCUCCAGCUCCACAAGCGUUUGAUCCCUAUUUUCAUGUUAACUUAAAUAAGCUUAGUUUUUGCCGGUCUUUUCUUUUAAAUAUUUUUAAAAAAUUUGCUCGUGACGUUACCUCGUGACGAUCGAUCAAAAAUUGUGAAAUGUUUUUAAAAAAACGUUUACGUUUACAUCUAAUUUAGUUCCUUCUAAUUUUUCAAAGUUUCUGUAACACAUUAAUUUAAAAACGUUGUUAGCCGAUUAUAACUUACGACUCAUGCUAUGAGAUACAAUGAAGCUUGUAAUUGAAACAAAAGACACUGUAAUUCAUUACGACGAUAUUUACCCUGCGGUCGUUUCGCUUGAGUAAAAAAUUUAGACAAGAGACAUCCACCAUGGACCUCAUAUUGCAUCCAGACCAAAUAGACAGUUUUAUUGACUCGUAUGUUGGGCCCUUUACUUGAAUAAGUUAUUGUUUUCAACAUUCUAAGCUUACGUGUGUUUCUUUAGCGUUGAAAGCCUCCUCUAUCCAGAUUAAACUGGGCGUGAUAAAAAAAAGUUAAAAUGGUCACACUAAAUCGUUUUGGCGGAGCAAGCCCUUAAAUUAAUGCGGAAGAAAUAGGAAAAAGCAAUCGCUCCACAGUUUGCUACUGACUUAAUAAUACAGUAAUCAUUUGAAAAAAAUUAUUAAAAAUAAUGUUGAUUACAAAGACCUAUUGUUCUCAGAUAAGGUGGAAGAUAACCCAGGGUAAUGUAGUUUUUCAAAAAUUUUGAAACCACACAUAACUUUCCUUCACCAGUCAAACUCUGUAAUAUUUUAACUAGUAAUAGUUGACACUACAGAUGCCCCUGCUCUAUGUAAUGUCGGUCAAUAGUAUUCUUGGUCGUUGUGUAGCUCUUUGAGAUAUGACGAUUCUUAUUUUUAUUUUCACACAUAUUUCUUACGAUAGGUGAGGUAAAAACAGGAAACGCAAGGUUCCAUGCACUGAUUCAGUUCAAUUUGCACAGCUUUGAUCAAAACAUUCUCAGUUUUGAGAAUAGCUUAUUCUAAACCAUAAGAAAAGAUUUAGUUAGAAGUUGGGAUUUUUUUCUAAAUUCUCUUUCACUUUUUUUAUACAGUUCAUUUUAAUUGCUGAAAAGUAGGCCUUAGAAAUUCAAAGGUUUGAUCUAUUCAUUCUCGCACGUUCUAGUCUUUUUUUUUACUAUUAAGACAAUACUUUAAAAUUUUUUUUUACGGAAGGAGAUCUCUGGGCAGGGAAUAAGUCGGCACAGAAUUUAAUUGUCGGCAAAUUAAUGUAAUCGACCAUCAUUCUGCUGGUGAUAAGUUAGUAUUUGAUUCACUUGUCUUGCUUGUUUGUGGACUGAGUCUUAUUCCCCCAAAACUGAGAGAAAGAGUGUCUUGUCAAUCGUUUCCAAUCAAAGAUAUGAGAAUGAUAAACUCAUGUCUGGUAAACUCUCCAAGUGUUUAUUACAUGUACACAGUUAUAUGCACCUUAUAACUUCAUCUGUGCGUAAUGAGUGUGGAAUUGACUGAUGCGUUAAUUUUUCAAGCACUCGAUAAUUCAAACCAAUUUUCUUUUUCUAAAUUGGUUUGAAAAAUCGGCUUCAUGGGCUAUUGACUCAGAGGCCAUGAGGGCGAGAGGAAUAAUUGUUUUAGAAAAAUCCAACUAGUUCGUCAAAAAUAUAGAGAGUAAAAAAAUUUUAGCUAGUUAAAAGCUACAUGUAGAUUUUAAUCCUUUUUUGCCGCCAAAAAGCCCGCGCUUUUCGCUACUUGGGGGCUAUAACAUAUAGCCAAGUAGCCGCUCAACCAAUCAGAACACAGCAUUGAUAAUAGACCACUAGUUGAAUUAUUUUUACUAAAGUAAAGUAAAGUAUUUAGAUGAAUAUUAAAGUCAGAGUUGCGGUAUUGUUGUUGUUGUUUAUUUUUUGUCCAUCAAUUUUAAACCAAAUCUUGAUGAUUUUUGUUAAGUUCCUAUCUGGUACAUAGAGCUUUGUGAUAAAAUAACAGUUGUAAGUCAGUGUGCUUGUGUUGCCACCAGCAUUAGUUAAUUUUAAAAGUGAAAAUUGAAUGAUUAUGUAAAGUAUUCGUUAAUCACGGAAAUUUCCAACAUUCCUUAAAUUUGGUUCUGAGUGUACUGUAAGUGUUGCUGAUGAUGACUUUUCCCUAUUUUGUAGGUGAGGUAUUAGCAGAAAACUUCCAAACUUUAGAAAUGGCACUAGCUUCACCAUCACAAAGUGCACCAGAUGUACAAAGAGUCCUCUUGAGGCGGCCUUCACAAAGCUCAUCUCCGUCUCUCGUCACACCAGAGGUCCAGGCAGUUGAUUUUUGUCGUAGUAAACCCAAAUUAGUCGAACUUGAAAACAUGCUGUUUUCUCUAGCCAAUGGCAGUGUUAGUUUACAAGAGGCAAAAGACAGCUGCUUAUCCUUGUUAUGUGACAGCAUUAACACAAAGGAAAUCUUUAAUGUUUUUUGCUGCUGUAGUUGGACAGACCGAUACAGAGAUCCUACUAUCUCUCAGCUUUUUUAUGAACUAGUAAAUAUCCAGCAAGAUAGCAGUGAUUAUACACUAUUGCUGAAUGAACUAGAGAUUGCAUGUGAAGAGUUGCUGAAAGUAUUAACUCAUCUUGGAACUCCAAACACUUUGCAAUUAAACAUUGUUUCUCUCUUGCAUAAUCUAAGUAGAUUGGAUGAUCUCCCACAAUCACAUCUGGAGGCUGUGCAGAGUUACCUAGAGGAGAUUGCGAGGGCCUUGUGGCCCUACAGCAGACCUUCUGCCCCUGAUUUGUGGAUGAGUGAGGCCUUUUGUGACGCUCAGUGUGAUGUCCUUAAAGCUUGUGGUACAUUUCUUGAAGCUAAGUGCCCAGUAAAUACAGAAAAAACAUUCCAGAAGAUCAGUGCCAAGCUGAUUUCUAGUGAACUCUCGCAGUAUUCCAGGUUUCGAUUGCUUGAAAUUCAGGAGCUGCGAUCUUUUGGCUGGAAACUUCCUGUGGCAGCAGUGAAUUAUUACAAUGCCACAUAUCAAAAGGUACAUUGCAAGAAUGAUUUAUAAUGGUAAUAGGACUGAGUUGAGUCCAGUUGGGUCUGUUAUCAUGGAGUUGAUCGACAGAUCACGAGUACAGUAUGAUUACAGACUGAAUUGGAUGACACAAAGCUCUGUUACCAAUUAAUCAUAACUAUAACAAAAUUUGUGAUAUUUUAGGCUUCUUUUUGAAGUCAAAACACAAGAAAUUCUAAGAGUUUUUUUUUGCUAGCAGUGAAAUAUAAAAGCCAUUGAAGUGUGUACAUGUGAUGGCAUGUACUGUCCGGGUACUAAGACAUGACGUGUACUGUCCUAUUACACUGUCCUAUUAGUGCUGAAAUCAGCAAGUUGAUAGCCUAUCUGAUUUGAGAAUUAAAGUCAUAUAGUGACGAUUAUUAACAUUAUUGUACAACUGUAUCUACUAGUCUUAUUUAAGGAUGACUUGUGGUAAGGCUGUUUUAGUGCUGUGCUGGUUCUUGUGAUAUUUUCUAUUAAUAUUCUUGUAGCAUUUUGAUAGAAUAUCAAGCAUUAUUUGAUCAAAACACUCUUCAUAAUUUUUAGUCCAAAAAAUACCAUGCUUAUUAAUGUGUGAAUUUUAUCCAAAUCUUGUACACAUGUAAAGUCAACUCUCACCCUAGGGACACUUCAUUAUUACAGAUACCCUGAUUAUAAGAGGCACGGCACCUUGCAGCUAUACCAAGAUCUCACAAUAUUGGUGAGGAAAACGAUGAAGGAACAAAGUUCACAAUGUAACCUCGACACAAAACAAAAGACCUGCAACAUAUAGGGGUCCACUGAAAUUAGAGGUUUUGUCCUUUUGUCUGUCAUUUGUAAACAAUAGCGAAAACAAUGAAUCUACUCGAUCGACCAAUUAGCGCUUCCGACUGGAUUCCAGACAAAUUUUGCGUCAUCAGUAUGGAAUUUCUCUCCCUGAGUUGCAGACGUUCCUCCUCGUGAAACGUUCCUCAUUGGUGAUGAGCGAGUAGAAACGUCUGCCGUUCGCAGGCUACCUACAAGGUAGUCAUAAGAAAUUUGUACCAGCAGUAUCCAACCAUGGUUUAUUUUGUCUUGAACAGCUGAGGAACCAACCUAGAGGGAACCAAACAAUCAGUAAUUCUACAGGACCUUUAAAGAAUGGUUUGAAAAGGAUUAAUUCCAUGGAGGAAAAGAAAAGCCAAAAUACCAGCAAACCAGUGACUGUGCUGAGAAUAAAAGAGAGUGAUCUAAGAAUGUCAUUUCAAAACUUGCGUGAAGACUUUGCUCCAAGAGAAGAAGUUGUUAAAGAGCCACAUGUUUUGGUAGAUCACAACCGGUGUUCAUCCAUUAGUGAUGAAAAAUUGCCAGUGUCGACCCAAAAGAGAGUAUCUGUUGGUUUUGGCGAUGAGAGCUUCAGGACCACUCCUGUCAAUAAGACCUUGAGUGACUCAAACCUUUGCCAAAUGGAUCUGAUUACUAAAAAGCUUCAAAGUGAGAAACUUUCUUCACCUCCAUGCAGUGCAGUAGAUACUAAAUUAAGAGCCCCUUUUGAGGAUAUAUCCAGCGUUGGAAGACAACAGGAUAUGAAUGUAGGUGCUGAAACAAAUCCUUCGACCCCACUUUCUUAUCUUUCCACAGGGCAUGUUGUGGAACGCGCGUCAUCUCCAUGCAGCAGUGAUGGCAGUGAUGAUGUUUUUACUGGCACAGUUGGAAGGGACAAAAUCAUUCCGGCAAUUCGUAGAGGUGACUUCAAAAAAGCACGGCGACCCUUCAAGAGUGACUCUUCAUUGCCCUCAACUACUAAAAGUCUGGAGAAUUAUUUGGAUUCCAAAAAAAGUAACUGGAAGGUUGAACCUACAGUGUGCAGUCAAACAAUUGAGUUGGUGACAUAUGAUGCAAAAGAUCAGCUAAAAAGUGACUCCUGCUCAUUUCAGGUUGCCGAUGGUGUAUCUGAUAAUAAUUCAAACAGCCCGAUUGUUGCUGAAGUGGAUCAUGGCACCAAUACAUGUAGAACCUCAAGUGAAUGGGAAGUUGGAGAGGGAUCAAAAGUUAAUGCUAAUGAAGAGAGUACAGAAAGAGUAAGCUUGCACAAAACUGCUGAUAAAGGUGACCCUAGCACCCACCACACUACACAAGAAUGGACAGCUCUAAAAGCAUCAAUUGGUGAUGAAACACUUGAAGGUGCCAAAGGUGUUAGCUUACAUAAUGAAGCAGACAGCUGGAGAGAAAGACCAUCAGAGGAUAAGACACAACUACAAAACACAACUAACGUCAAUGAUACAUGUACAUCCAAAGAAAAUUGGAGAGAGAGUUGUAGAAAGGUUUCAAGUUCAGCAGACUUUUGGGGAAGUGGCUCAGGUAACGAGAACUGGCGUUUUAAUAAAUCAGUGAGUGUUGAUGAGACAACAAAGGAUACAACCCCUUCAUCAAGUGAGCAUUCUAAAAGAUACAGCAUUGGUGACAUUAAGUUUGAACGUCAGGAUUCAGAUGAGAAAGGUUUGUUGAUUUAGAAAGAAAGUGUACUUUUACUGCACUUACAUGUACAGUGUAUGUACAGUCAUUUAUUUAUUCAUUAACUUCCUCAGCCACAACCUUCUCUGCUCAGUGGACCUGCACCUUGUUAUUUAAUCAUUAAGUUCAUUGUUUGGGUCUUGCUGACACAGCUCCUUUUUUGUUGAGACAAAGAUACAGUCCAGCCCCUUGUAAGCAACCACCCAAAAUGCAAAGACUGAGUGGUCGCUUAUGGGAGGUGCCCGUUUAUUAGAAUCGAACCACGUGGCGCCUCUUCUGAGAGUAGGCGCAAGCACAUGUACUUGUGUAGUGACGGUGCCACUAGUCUGGUCUUAAUUUUAUUAUUAAAUACCUGCUCAUGUUCUGUAGAGUCAACGAAUACCAGGUCCAUCAAUUAAAGGUGAAAAAAACUCUUUGUGCUCACCUUUGCUACUGAACCGGUUAAAAAAAACGUACAGUAAAAUCAGUACUUUUAAGUCUGAAAGAUAAGAGGGAGUUGAAUCAUUUUUUAAUUCAAGCAGUGCAACCCAAGUUUGAAAUAAACAUCAAAGGGAUAUAGUUGAAAAAAAAGAUUAGGUGUAUGGUACUGGUACCCUACAUGUAGCUACUCUGUACUGUCAGAUUCUCAGUAUACAUGUACAAUAUGUGUGUAUGAUUACAGUGUAGGUCAAAAUGAAACUCAGGUUUAAAAAUUGUUUCAUUCUCAAUUUCCUUGUCCCCCAGCCCUAACUUUUCAUUAUCAUGAAUAGCAAGGGUUGAGAAACAAAGAAAACUGAGAAUAAGACCAGCCUAAGGGUGAGAUUGUGAAAGCCUGAAAUUACUUGCUAUACUCAAUUGUGAAGCCGCCUAUGUUUACAUCCUAGCUGUCUACUUUAAAUCUCCAUGACAACCUUGUGUAGAUACAGUAUCUGUUUUUCUUUUUAUAUAGUUAAAAGAACCAGAGGAGGGUUUGGGCUUCCCACACAGGCUACCCAUGAUAGCAAGGAAACUUUAAGGUAAUUAUAUCACUCUCCAGAGGGCUCAAAACCGAGCCAAAGUGAAAUUGUUUUGUGUGGUUGGCUUAGAGAACGAGGAAUAUUCAUAAUAACUAUUAACGCGUUUCUGCUUGGUUGUACACUGUAGAAGCAAACUUGUUUUGCAUUAAUGGCUUAUAGGAUGAAGAAUUCUCAUGACAUGUUUGUAUUUCGACCUCGCUUGUUUUAUUCACCAAUGGAACCAUUGGAAUGACAUCCUUUACUAUUGGUACCAAUAGUACUAUUAGUACCAAUGGACCAUCGGAAUUGCCCUGUACCCAGCCAGGUCACAUGGGAAAACAAUCUAAGUCCCCUUCAUGUGAUGCAUAUUAACCAACAGAACCAUUGGAAUGAUAUUGUUUUCUGUUGGCACCAAACCUACCAUUGGUACCAAUGGACCAUCAGUUUGACGAAUCGUAUCCAUUUGUGUUUAUUGGACAUGUGUGAAGGUUAAUUUCUUUAUUUUUGCCAUUGUAGUGAGGAAAAUCUUGUGGCAUCUGAAUCAGAACUUCUUGAAAUUCAAAUUAGUGAAGAGGAAAACCAAGGUGGGUUAUUUGAUACACUGUACAUCUGUCAGAUGCCCUGUCUGAUGCAACUUUACUACAAAUAAAUUGUUUUAAAAUAAUUUUUGUUUGUUUUUCUAUACUUGAGUAUCAGAACAAAGAGAUCAUAUUAUUUUUUUCUCUCUCAGCUCUUCACUGGAGGAAAGUUAAAGAUAUCCAGGUAUUUUUAUUCUUCCUCAAAGUAUACGCUGUUUUUUGUUACAAAAUUCUAACACAAAAUCAGUGAUGAUACAUGUCUCCCUUACUGUGAGUUAGCAACUGUGUCGAAAAGUGGAAGUUGGGUGGCUGAGGUAUCCAGGAGCUUCUACUAAUGGGAGCCAGCUCCAAGGAGGAGAGCAUUCCCAUGGCUGGCAAAUCCUGGCAACCUAGCCAUAAGCCCCCAAGCACAAGGGAAGAAAGCAGGCACCGUCUCGCACUGAGCAAGUCACUGUAAAGAGGGAAGGGACCGAGGGGGGAGGGUGGCUAUUAACUGAGUCCCUAUGAUUGAGAUGCCAAGGCUGAGUAAAUGCUUGCUAAAAACUGCCCAAACACGGCAAAAUGCGAGAACGCUAAAAAUAAUCACAAGGUAGAAGAAAAAUGCACUGGAAACUACUAAUAACUUGCUAGACAUGCCAGAAUACAGAAAAUGCACUAGAAAGUGCUACAACACACACAAGAGCAAGAGCACAUGGGAUACUGGUUCAUUCGCAUCUCACAACACCUUUGGCCAGCAAGAUGAGACUAGUGUUCCUUGUUGUUAACUCUGUUAAAUUACAUUUAACUGCAUUAUAUAACGUUUACAAUCAAACUAAGCCAAGUAAAGUAGCCAUCUUGAUUUUAAAAGAAUUCAGGUUGAUCACUAGUACUGUACAUGUAUAACCCUGUCCAUUGCAAUGAAUGUGUAGAACGCUUAAUCAAGCCCACUGGGAAACCAAGCCAACUACAAGGCAGUGCUGUUAUCUGAUACAAAUAAUUCAUUUUACUGUUGUGGUCAGUUGAAACCCACAUAAAUUAAAAUUUUCCAAGAAAGGUGCUUAACUAAAUUUCUUGUUUGAAGAUUGACACAGGUUGUAGGAUAUUUCACAACAGAGAGAAAUGUACAGUGGAGAUUAGAGGUGACCCUGAACAGUGCAAGGUACUAAUAAAUUUAAGCAGUGUAUAGUGACUACACAGAAAUGUGUCUAGAUUUAGUUUUGCAACACUUUAAGCAAAUUGGCAGGUACAUGUAAGGCCUACACAACAGCCAGGUGCUGCCUGUAGAAAGGUACUGAGGGUUGGGGGUGAGUGUAUUCUCACCUUAAGCAGCCACAAUGAUGACAGAAUCAAGAAGGUCAAGAACAGUUGGUUUUAUAACCAAAACAACAACUUUGCACUUGCAUCUCAUGUUUUGGUACAUUUCUUUGAAAUCCGUUGCAUGUCUAUGAUGUGCCUAAUGCUUUCUGCUGUGUCAUUGGCAAGGAAAUGUGGAGACUGUAUGUAUCACCAAGCGUUUUUGUGAAAAUGCUGCCAGAUGCUUACUGCAGAGUAAUUGUCCAACAGGUUUCUAGCUUUUGGAUUGGCUCUAUCAUCAUCAUGAACUGUUUUCCUUACAUUCCUUGUGCUGUCAAUAAGCAGAAUAGGUAUAUAAACAGUGACUUUUUUGGUGACUGCUUCCUCCAUUCUCAUGACGUCAAUGUUUGAUAAGGCUGGGAUAUUUGUAGAACAAUCAAAUUUAGCUGUUGGCCACUUUCAAGUUUCAUCACUCAUCUUGCAACUUUGUUGCUUUCGCUCACUUUGCAAGUAUCCCUUGCGCCUUCAGCGCAAACGCAGUCGACUUGUGGCGAGUCUAAAGAACUCAUUACUCGUUAGUUACUUUUUGGAAUUGCAAAUACUUCUCCCCUUAAGUUCUUUGCAAUUUACAAUGUGGGCAAGAAGGUUAAAAAGUGAUAAUGGGAAAAAAGAAUGUGUUGAACAAAGGUACAGAAAUCUGACCAAUGUGAAACUGAUAUUGUCUGUUUUAUCUCCUUUAGGUUGCCAAGAAGAGGGUGUACAGUGUUGUAGCUGCACUUCAAGAAGAGUUUGUAAGUUAAAUAACGACCAAAGAACAUGUUACUUUAUUGAAGUUUCAGGGCUGUAAAUUCAUCUUUUCAGAAAGGAAAAAUGCCUCACCAAGUUACUAUUUCAGUCAGACAAACUAGAAAAGUUGUCAGGCAUACACCUGUACAUUAUCAGUUCAGUCAUGCCCCACUGAAGGAUAAAUUCUGCCACACGUCAGUAUAUUUUAGUCAGACAUGGUCAGACGAUCGACUUUGAGUCUACUGCAGUGUAUAUUGCGGACUACAAAAUGUUUUUUUCUACUCAGACAAGUACAUUCUUUAAUGUUCUCAGUGGCUAUAUGAAAACUAAAUGAAUCGUACAAAGGAUGAUUAACUUGACAUCAAGCUACAUGUAGGGUUGAUUUUUAAUCAGACUAUUAUUGAUAACCGGAAUUUAAUUCCAAGUUGUGGUUUUAGAAACAUAACCUUGUGAUAGUGCUUACUGGUUUUUUGGGUAGUAUAUAUACACUGAUAAAUGUCCAAAUAAAUUACGAUAAAUAAUCGCUACUAAUGCAGUCAGUAAAGGUUUUCAUAUUUUGUUUUCCACCAGGGCGCUCUUGUUCCACUGUCAGAAGAAAUUCUUGAACAUCUUCAAACAGAAGGUCGCAGUUUGCUAGCUGAAAGACUGGCCCUUUGCUCAGGAGCUAAUGUCAAGAUGAUAAGCGGUAAUUUUCUUUAGCUUUUAUGGUACUUUGUUUCUGUGAUGCUUUGUAGCUGGUAUAAAAGGGGAGGGGAGGGGAGGGUUAAAAGCCAGUGGAGAUUCCCCUCCAACCCUGUCCUGUAUACUGAAUGUGGUGUAGCAAGAAGGGGGGGAAUCAUUUCUUUUAUUUUGCUUGUUCUUGUAAUCUAUGUGGGAUUGUGUUUUAUGGAAAUGCAAGUAACUCGAGGGAUUAUGCUUGUAGAGUACGAGACGUAUAGCGUUGUGUGAUAAACAUAGGGUGUCCAACCUGAUUGUAAGAUAUCCAUUCUAGUCAUAACUUUACCCAUUUCUUAGAAAGUAAGACCGUUUACGUUUUAACCCCAAGAUCAACAUUUGAAUUCUCAUUUGUUGCCCCAAUCCAUUUCCUACAGAAUUAGUGGGGAGAAGAUGAUAAAAUAUCAAGCAAAUUCAUCAUGUGUGCUCAUGUUCGUAAUACUCAUGACCACUCUAUUUUCCAAAGCAUUGAUAUUACAAGGAGAAAUUUGAUGCUGAUCACUCCUAGGGCUUAAGGGGUUAAGGGUGCACACAUGUACCUGCACUUCACCUGAAUUACAAUAAACAACCACUUACAUACUGUAGCUACAGGGUAUGAACACGGUUUUAAUUCAAAGAUGAUCAUUACUUCUUUUAGACACGCAACUGUUUAUAUCUGGUUACCGUACGUGUGUAAACCUGGCAAAGAAUCAGCUUGCAAAGAUCAAGGUUAUGGUGAGUACUGUUUGCAUCUUUUUUUCCUGCUUGCUCCCGCUCUACUCUUAUCCCCUCGCGUGUCGCACGCGCCUCGCUCGCAAUUUUCACUUACCUUCCAGUUUGUGUUGCGAAUAUACAAUGUAGGAAGAAGUUUAAACCAUGAAAGCGGCGAAAACGUUGGCAAAGUACAUUCGCGUGAUUUGUUCUCAUUGGCCCUUAUUCCAUGUCUUUUCCAUUUGUCAAAUGUUGGUUAAUUUUUCUGUUUUCACACUAUUUGAUAGCUUUUCUUGUUGACACGAAAAGCUAUCUGGUUUGGUAUGUACAGCAACGGCUCGGACUAGAGUAAGUUAUUCACACUUAAAGCAUUGUGCCGGGCGCGGUUGGCUGAGAGGGUUUGGUGCACUAAAUAGUCCACUUUCGAGUUCCAAAAACCCUCACUUUCAAAAUGAGGCUAGGUGCACAACCUUUCUUUUGAAAAUGAGUUUUAUUUCCAUGAGAAUGAAAAGGGAUUUCCAUAUCAAAGGCUGAGCACCUACCCUCGUUUUGAAACAGAGGCCCGGGGAACUCGGAAAUGGCUUAUUCCAUCCUCACUCCUAAAUAUGAUAAUUACUUCCGUCUUAGUGGGUUCCAGUCCUCGCUCCUACCUAUUCACUUCCGCUAUACGGUCCAAAUACCUGUUCAUACUGUAACCGUAGUGUGGCACAGAACUUAUCCGAUAUGGGACGCUCCACUUUAGAGAUCGGCGCCGCACAGCUUUGCUCCGUUACAGAAAUCGCGCCGAAAUUACCGUUGUUAUAGGUGAUACGUAGCCCUAUCCAGUAUCUGGUAUAGUGUGAACAUAGCUAUUGCCUUUUGCCGCUGUUGUACCCGCCGCCGUUGGCGUUGCGUAGGCUUCCCAGUAAGACUGUGAAAAAAAAUGCACUUUUUAUUUGAGUGUCAAUGUAUUUAGCUCGAAAGUACUAAUUGGGGACACUAUAUUUUACGUCUCCAACUGGAGACGGGACCGCCAUUUUACGUGGUCAUCCGAGCCACGCGAAGGUCUAGCCUGUUGCAGUGCAAAGGGAGUACCUUCAUUUCUCGGUUAUUUUAAGACCCUGAGUAUUGGUCCGGCCCGAGGAAUCGAACCCGCGACCUUCCCGCUCUGCAGUCAACACGCUCUACCGACUGAGCUAAUACUGCCGCGGUAAAAACACUCUUACACCUUAGUAUCUGAAUGUACCCUCACCAUUUGUUGUUAAAUGGUAUUAAGUGUAAUAUCUCUUGAUUUACAGCUAAAGUACACAGAUGAUCCAGACAUCAGUGUAGCAAGUCCAAGCCAACCAGAUAGUGCUGAAGAAGAGAUUGAACGAGUGGGUAGACUGUUCGCAGCAUUAGAAGGGAGACGACAAAGUUUUAAAAGGUAAACAUUGCCAAGUAGUCUUCACCCGUAACAGGGUCCGAAAUUAACUUUUUUAAUAUGGGCGCCAACUGGUGAGCAAGUAUAAAUUUUUGGUCGCCAGAGGGCAAACUAUUUUCGCCAAAAAUUCCCCUUGGUGGCUUGGAAACGUUCAACUCGUAUUGAUCGUAGCUGUUGUGGAGGUAUAUUUACAGGAAGAUUCGUUUCCCUUUUAAAUUAAAAAAAUAUCAGCAGGACAAAAAGUAAGACACCUGUUGGCAAAGAGCUUCGAGGUUUCAAUUCUUAAUCAUUUUCUCCAAACAUGAAAGUCUACAAUAACAACCAGCUUUACAAGUCGCCAGCUGGCGACCAGCUAUGAAAUUCUGGUCGCCAGGACUGAAUUUUUGGUCGCAUUGGUAACCAGGAAGGCGCAAUUUCGGACCCUGCGUAACAAUAAGAGACAAGUAGUGAGCUCAUACUUCUUUCACUAGACGUUUUCAGUUGGAUUUUUCUUUCCUCAACAACGCAUACUGUCAUUGGCCAUAUCGAGGCAAUCUCAUCGCCAGAGCCUUUGUUUCACUUAUCUGUAAUGGAAUUUUCAAUUUAGAUUUCAAGGAGGGUCUGAAAAGACGAGUUUCCGCUGAAAGUGUUUGAAAACUCCUUGAAUGUUUUGUUCAGAUGGGAAAUAAUGAAGUAUUAUAUUAAAGUAAUUGGAAAAACCCAGUUGUUGGUGCUCCUUGAGUCUUAUAACUUGAUAUCAGAGUGUACUGUGCUACUUUAACCUGUGGUGCUACAUUUUCAUCACGAACCUGCACGCGUCUAUGUUGUUCGAUAAUGAGCUUGAACUACAUAAAACAAACUUUAAACCAAUGAUAAAACCAAUAUCCUCAACUUGGUCCCUUAGGUCCCGCCUCAAAAACGCAGACUCUUAUUCAGUGGAAUUGGUUUUAAAGAUACGUAUUAGCUCUUGCAUGCUCUAUUUUUGGUGGAGGUCAUCCCACUGCGUGAACGAAUAACAGUUAUCUCCCGGAUACUUAAUGCUACAGAACCAAAAGUAAGCUUCGGCUACACGUAUGUUCUUUUCUCUUUGGCUCGUAAUGGUAAUUUAUACAUUGUAAUCGUGCGCUUAACUUGAGACUUAACCCAAGUUUAGCAGUUUUCAUAUAUUCUCUCAUACGCAUUCGCGCUUUAAUUGGGCUCUAUAUUCGUUAAGCCUCGCCCGCCGGAAUUUCAAUUCAUAUACCAAGCGAAAAAAAUAGAGCCUAAUCUCAGGCUAUCUUGCGCUAUUCGUAGCCUUGUGUAUAUGCCUUAAAUUUUUCUUUGAACAAUUUGUUACAGAGCCUAGUACUGCGGAUCUAAAGCCCAGCAAAGGCAGCUUGACAAGGGACUUCUUGCUUGCUUGUGCUUCAUCCCCUAUUGCUCAGCAGCGCCCAGCUGAUCUCAGCUUAGAUAGAACAGAGGAUUGGGUCCAAGCCAUUGUGCUAGUUAAUGUGAGUAUCGGGCUACGUGCAAACGGAUGCAACAUUGUUGACCCACAAUUCCCAACUUUGUUGGAUGUUACAUGUUGUGUUCGUUUGCACACCCUGUUGCAUGUUGUUGGAUGUUGUUGCGUGUUGUUGCGCAAAGUUUGAAACGGGUCAAACUUUUCGCCCCGUGCAAACGGACGCAACAUUGUUGGCUUACAACUCCCAACAUUGUUGGGAGCUGUUGCGCCCGUUUGCACGUAGCCUCAGAGUGUUUUAAAAAAGAAUCAUGUGGGGUAUUUGUUCUUUGUGGAGUUGCCUGCGAAUAGAGCCGCCUCCAUCGCUGCCGUCGCGAAGGGACCCUGAUGGCAGAGCCUUUCUUUGAGUUUCACCAGCUCGAUUUUAGCGUAAUCGAGAAAGACACUGCACAAAUUGAGUAAGAUAUUUAUUGAGCAUGUGCAGCCCUCUUGCUGGGAAACCUGGAUAGCUGUGCGCUUGGUACAUGAACAUCGGGCUUAGUUACGAACAUCGGCUUAUCAAUAAACGGAUGCUUGUACUCGGAAAACCAGUUUGAGUAGAAAAAAAAAAAAACAAAACAAAAUUGACUGGUCCAGGGCCCGGUUCCUGAAAGGCCGAUUAUCGCUAAUCCAGGAUUAAAAUUUUGUUCACUUUUUGUAUUUAACUUCCAACGCACUGCUUAGAGUAACAUUUUGUGUUAUCAUUUCUUUUUUCGAAGUAAAGACACAACAGUAUUUUGUAAGCUCGAGUUACAGGUUCUUAGACAGAAAAACCUUGCUUAAAAUUUGGCUUAAUUCCGGGUUAAACUUAACCAUCUUUCGAAUUCGAGGAACGAGAGGCCCGUUUCUCGAAAGGCCAGGUAACUUUUCGGGUCCGAAGGCAAAUUUUGAAAUCAAAACCUGUUUAAAAGUAGCUCAGUUCCUAACGAGGACGAGAUGUCAAUCCCUUUUUUUCCCGCGUGUUUACAUUAGAUAACUUGUUCCGGCCACUAUGAGAGUAGAAUGACGAAGGCUAUCGCGUUUUCCCGCCGAAAUGAUGUUGGUUCACGCCUGCGCACUAGAUAGUGUUAAGAAAAUCUCGUCCUCGUAGUCGUCCUUGUCUUGUAAUUUAAAGGUAAUCUCAAGCGGAACGAUUCUCAACGACGAUUUUUAGCGCAGUACAGCCUUGCAAUGUUGGAACAAUGUUGCAGCCAUUCCAAGCAAUGUCGCAACAAUGUUGCAAUGGGGUGUUACACAAAAAAUCGUGGUUGCCAAUCGUCCUCCAAUCCCGACCCAGUCUCCCUCGAACAUCAAAAUGGCCUAUUAAGCAACAUCAAAGCGCCUUGCAAUGCUCGCCACUUAUCUACACACGCAAUAAAACACGUCUGAAAUAGCACCAAAAAAUCGCCUGUGUAAACGGGGCUUAAAAACUAUAGGAUUUUACUUUUUGUUAUUUUCAGGGAAGAAGGGGCGAGGAGGUUCUGUUGGGACAAAGGAGAGGUUUUGGAUCACCUACGUGUAAUUUGGAUUCCAGAACAAGACAUCCUUCAGUCUAGGGCCUCAUUGUUUCUAUUAACUGUCGACCGUUUAUUAUGGGAUGUCUGAUCAUCGCAGAAAUGUUGUUGAAUGAAACAAGUACGUUCAACGCUACGUAAAUGGAACUCGCCAGGCACUGCCCUUAAUCUGAAAGGAACAAGUUUGUGUUUGAGCAUGCAUGGUUUAAAAAAAUGACAUCGUUCUCUUGGCAUCUAGACCUUGCUGUUGUUAUUCAACGUAGCAUCUUCAAACAAACAAAGAGAAAUCAUUUUUUUAACUGGGAUUUACAAUUACCAGAAGAGGUUGAUUGAUC